UCAGUCGCACGUCGAGUGCAGUCGCGAUCAAUCGACCGUGUGAGGAUCGACCGUGUGAGCAUCGACCGCGCGAUCGUGUGUAGCCUCUUUCGGCCGGUUGAUAAGGAGACGGUGAAGUGCGCGCACUUGCGUUUGCUACAUAGUGUGCGGUUUGGAAAGCUCCCGUAUAGCGAGCUUGACGUUUUUCGUCGUUAUUCAACUAGAGGAGAUAUACAGUGCGGCUCGUUUGGAGAAGUUCGGCGGAGGUGAAACUGUGUGCUACUGCAGCGAGUUCUCAACUCGGCAUAAUCGGAUACGAUGCUGAUUAGGUCUGGCGGGCUUUUAAAAUCUUAAAGACCGGGCACGAUUUUUCAGUGCGCCGCGCAGUGUACCCGGUGAAAGUCACGGCGGUAUUAAUAAUUCGCCCGCGCGCGACGUUUAAAAAUAAAGCUCUUGCCCGAACGGGAGAGAGAGAGAGAGAGAGAGAGAGAGAGAGAGAGAGAGAGAGAGAGAGAGAGAGAGAGUAAGAGAAAAAGUCGAAUCGAAGUCCGGGUAAACAUUGCCGAAAUGUUCGGCGUCGAAGUAGAUGCUGCUGGGUGUUGUUGACCGACUGCCAGAAUUCGGACUUCGCAAUGCCGAAUUUACGCAAGCUGCGUAAUAAUUCUCAUCCACUCGAGUUGAAUUUUGCGAAAUCGUCCAAGCCGAUAAAUGAAUACGAGCCGAGCGACGGUCGGGAGAACCGAUGCUCCUACUGCGACCAAUGAUCAACAGACCGAAUGCUCGCGAGAGCGCCCGUUUCAUGGAACCAGCAGUUUUCUCUGACGUUGAGAAAAAAAGCUGCGAAGCGAAACACGGUAAAUUUAGCCGUUUGAUCGCAGCGCCUGCAAUCAGCGCUGUUAGGUGGAGCAAAUGUUGUAAUUGCACCCUCGCUGGUGAAUCCUUGCUGGUUUGAAGAUUAAAGGCCCUGACGAGUCGUCAUGAAAAUCACGCAGCAUCACCCUUUGAUCUCGGCAACGGCUCGACGUGUCGAGGAUGCCGAAGACGGCGCCGACACUGCAGCCGAGCCGGUGAUUCGUUUAAAGCUGGACAAACCGGCGCACUGGGACUGGCAAUUGACCACGACUGCGGACGCGUUGCCGGUGAUCCAACUGCUCGACAAGGAUGGCAAGCUGCUUGUGGAAACGAGCGGUCGAGUGGCACAGCGAGCGCGCGGCUCAUUCCGCGACGGUCUCAAGUCCCACGAAUCCUUCCCUCAACCCGUGAAGGAGGAGGAGGAGGUCGCGGAGCCGGCAGAGACCAAGCCGAUAAUCGGCAAUCGCAAUUACGAGGGCUUCAGCAGCAAGUUUGGCUCCGCCUCGUGCGGCUUUCAGCCGAGAAAGUCGCGCAGCGAGACGACAGUCGCCUCCUCCUCCCAGGGCCGCGGAGCGCGCAAAGUGCGUAAGCGACACUCGUCCAUCGCCUCGGAGCUGCAGCCGCAGACGAAAAAGGACGGACCCAAGAGGUACUCAGCCGGCGAUUACUUGCGCCAGCAGAUACUCGAGGACCUGUCUAAGCGAUGCGACGUCGUCGGCGAGGAGGAGCCGAGCCAAAUAGCAAGGAACAGGUACAAGAGGAUGAAAGCCCACUUGCGCAGCCAGAGCGACGUCGUACAACGGAGCAAUGAUGCGUCUGAGGAGAAGCCGGAGCAUCUCAAAGAACUGACAAACGAGGAGACGACUCUCGCGGGCAAGCGGCUGAACAAGGAAGACCUAGACAAGAUCAGAAGCUUUCUGCAGCAGAAGAUUCAGGCGAAGAUGCAGGAGGAGAUGCUGCUCUCCUCUCCACGAGCAGAUGCGCCCAGGGAGAACAGCGUGCUGAGGCGGGCGAUGGACGUGAGGAAGAGGCUGUCAGACUGCGCGAGGGACAAGGAGAGGCCGGGAGCCCUGAAAAACUACCGGACGAGGAAGAUUCGAAGCGAUGCGAACAUAAGAUUCGAACCCGACGUCCUCGAGGCCUCCAAGAACAAGCAGAAAGUCUCGAAGAAGAACUCCUCGGGCUCGGACAAGCGGAAGGUGUACCGGAAGACGAAGAGCGACGUUCUCCUGAGCCACCACUUGGCUGGUAGCACUUUAGACUCGGAAAAGGAUCAGCCGCUGACGGCGCAGAGCAAUUACCCGACCAGACGUAUUAAGAGCCAGGACAACUUCGAGCGCUCCUGGCGCGAGUACAAGGAGCGCAAGAAGCAGGAACGGCUGCACAAAGACUCAGACCAUCACAAUCUCGUCGAGGAGGACUUCAUGAAGAAGCCCAGGUGGAAAGACCUGCAGAAGGCCUCCUUCUGCCUCGUGAAAAACUGCAAGGUCUGCGAGAACUCGAGGAGCUACGUCGAUCCGAUGAAAAACCCAUCCGCCGAGGAACCGCUGACCGAGACAGGCGAGAGGCCGAGCAUGAGUCUCCAAGAGAACUACUUGAGGAUCGAUCCCUCGACGAACGAGCCGCAGCCCUGCAAAGACGAGCAGCGCCGCGAACGAUCUCCUGACUUUGGCUACAACUCCAUAUCCAAGCGCAACGGCCUCACCAAAGGCGGCUCGUGCGCUAACUCGAACGUCAAGAAGAGCGACACCUUUCGCGUCGUCGACGGCAGGGACGACGAGCAGGAGGCGGAGGAGGGAAACGCGGUGUGCUAUGAUUACACAAAUAAAACGAAUGAAGAUAUCGCGCGAGACUACUUCAGACGGGUUUACGAACUGUUGCGCAGGAGACAGGAGGAGGCCAAAAAGCUGGCCGAGAGCGGGCGCAUCGACGCGAGGUGCGAAGACACGUCUUCCUCGAACUACUUGCAGGAUGAGGAGGAGGUCGCCCAGUGCAAAAGACGCAGACGCCGGAGAAAAAUGGAGAAGCCGCCGGCUGAAGGCGAGGACGUGCUACUAGUCUCACCAGGAGCAGCGGCUGGCCGUCGCGAAGCCUGGCGUUCCAUAAACGGCUCGGCAGUCAACUGUCGAGGUCAGCAGCAGGAGCAGCAGCGACAGGAAGGCUCAUCUCUCGCCAAACGGCCUCGGCACCCGGCACCUCCGCCACCGCCUAUCCGCCACUCGUCCUCGUCGUCGGCGGCGAACAAGGAAAACAACAGGCCAGCGGAACAAGAGAGGCGCGAUGAGGCUGCGGUAGAGAAGAGCGAGCAGGAGAUGGGCUCGAACCUCAGUAGACACAACGGCAAGGGCCUCAACGGCAGGAGAGCCCAGUCGUCCGGGAAUCUCUGCGAUUCCAAGGGCAUCAGUGUCGGGAAGAUACUCGUGCCUUGUUCCAGAUCUUCGAGAGAGAGUAGAUACAAAUUUUGCGGUUCACUGCCGAAUCACCUCGACGGGAAGGAUUCACUGGACGAUGACCCGAGCGAAAACAAUAACGUCAUUACUGACACUAUCAGCGGUAAUCUCGGUGGCACUUUGCCAUACAAGAAGAAGCACGCUGGUGCUCACUACGUGGACGAGUCGACGAAUACCUUGGACCUCGUAAAACAUCGAUCGGACGAGUCUCUCGACGGCGAUCCUUGGAAAUACCGACAGGAGGGCGUGGAUCUGGUGAAAUGUCGACACAUCGAGUCGCUUCGCAGAAGCCGCGGCUCGGACGCCGGUAGCACCGGCAGCGGCUGCCACCAUCAUCAUCACCAUCACGAGUGGCGUCGAAAUUCGAGCACAUUGUCGCGAGGUCGAGCUCAUCGGAGCGCCGAACUCGAUGUCGUCGGGACACUGCCAAAACGAAGACAGGACUCGACGAAACGCAGCGCACCGUCGUUAGGGGAACUCGGCGACGGACCCACGCGAGCCAGUCGGAUUUCCAUCGAUAAAAUCGACGACGAACUUCUGUUGAAAAUGGUGCACAAGCCCGAUUGCGAACUGGUGAAACAUCGACAGCAGCAUCAUCAUCAGCAUCAUCAGCCCCAGCAGUCCAAACAGAAAGAUUCCCACGCGCAACAUCAUUCGCAUCAGCAGGGCAAGUGUGUAGAUCUAAAGCUGCAUAAGCUUACGACGGGUGGGGAACCGCAGGAUCAAGGAUAUGCGUCAGAGAGAUCGCCAGAGGAUGAACAUCCGCCGUCGUUGCCGGGGCAACCUUUUCCUAGUGUUACGCCAGAGAACACGUUCCGGGUGACCCUGAAGAAAAGUACCCGCGGCCUGGGUCUGAGCGUGUCGGGCGGCGGCACAGCAGGUCCAGUGCGGGUCAAGCGGCUCUUUCCCCAGCAGCCAGCUGCCCUGUCCAACAAACUUCAACCGGGCGACAUUCUGCUGGCAGCCAACGACAUUCCCCUCACAGGCCUCACCAACUACGAAGCGCUGGAGGUGCUGCGCACGACUUCGUCGACGGUCGAGCUGGUGGUGAGUCGGCUUCCCGGCAGCGACUCGGUGGGAUCGCCAUCGGGGGCAGCGCCGCCGCCACCGCCAACCCGCAGAGAUAACCCUGGGCUCACCCUCAAGAUACCUCUGAACCCGUUGCCGCCGCUGGACGUCGAGCCAUGUGGGGAAUUCGACAUCGAAAUGACCAAAGUAGCGGGCAGCCUUGGCUUCACGCUUCGCAAGGCCGACAGCAGCGCGCUCGGGCACUACGUUCGCGCUUUGGUGCGUGAACCAGCCAUGAGCGACGGCCGCAUCCAACCAGGCGACAAGAUCGUCGCUGUCGACGGAGCACCUCUCUCACCGAUGAGCCACGAGGAAGCCGUUGCUCUGCUCAGGCAGUGCGGUCCAACAGUGAGACUUCGGCUCUACCGGGAUCUAGCGCAGACUCCUGUCUCGGCGCUCUCGCCUACCGAACCCGAGUAUCCGCCUCGACCUGCCAAAACGAGCCUUAGACAAGAGGCUGUCGACAUGCUGUGCGAUUUGGCGGUACGAAAAUUAUCACCAGGCACGUCGAGCGGUGGUUCCAGCUGUCCUCGUCAGUCGUCGGGCACAUCCUGUAAUUCACCGCGAAGGUUACGCCGACCAGCUACUCGUUCAUCCACUGCCGACACGGACGAAGGAGGCAGCAGCGGGCGUAACAAUCGUCACUCGCACGCCUCGAGCCAGAGCCAGGAGACCUCAGACUCGGACCAGUGCUCGAUCAAGACCCAGCUCACGAACUCCCAGCCGGAAACCCCGGCCAACGACAUAAUAGACCCGCCCGCGCUCUACGUCGUCUGCGACUCGAGCGACUCGUCCGGCAUUCGUAUCCAGCAACAGCAGUCGCGGCCGAGCUACCUCGACCUGCAAGCACCGCCGUCGGACAGUAAGCCCCGCUUCCAGUACAGCUUUGACUCGGACGGCAGCGAGAACGUCGGUCCGGUCAUCGUCACCGACAGCGACAACUCCAACUUCCGGGACGAUCAGCCAGCUCUGGGACUGUCCAGCGACGAGCACGACACGGCACUGCCCAACGAGCCCGUCUCUAUGCCACCGCAGCUGAGCAGUACAAGCAACACCAGUACCGCCUUCAGCUACAAAAAUCCGGCCUAUCAGAGCGCUAAUCCCUCUUGCGGACUGAAUUUGCCCACCGACGACAAAGCCAAGAUUUCUCAUUCCAGCGAGCAAGAUAUUCCAGGUAAAAUUAUGGGCGCCGACGAUCCAGGCGGUAGCAAAGGCCUACUCAAGUGGAAAGGUGUGAUGUUCGCACCGAGCGAUAGCGACGAAACCGACGGUCGAUGCAAAAUACAGGAAGACAGGGACGCCAGUGAAUCAGCGGUCUUAUCGAGCCUUCAUGAACAAGGACACGAGGUGUUCAUGGUUGAGCUGACAAGAGGUUGGAACAGUCGACUGGGUUUCAGUUUACAACCGGAAGGAGAGAAUACAGUGAUAUCCGUGGUUCACCCGGACAGCGUUGCCGCCAAGGAUGGAAGGCUCAAGCAAGGCGAUAUUUUAAUAAUGGUAAACGACGAAAGCGUGGAGCACAUGUCAACGGCCAAUAUAAUUGAUCUGCUGCGGAAGAUUCGCGGAUCUAUAGGGAUAACGGUGUUGAGGCGUAAAAAGGAUGAUGCGACGUGAUGCUGAAAGUGUAACGCAAAAUAGUAGAUAGGCAUUUUUUUUUAAAUGCGCGGAACUUCUUUUGUGCGCUGUUCCUGUUGUUUUUCGCGUGUGGCUCACACACACACACUUGAUAUGUAAUGCAUUAUUCUUGCGACUUUUUCCACGAAAAGGGCUCGCAACGAAUUUGUUUUUUCAGCUUUCGAACGUAACGAAGUACUAAUUUUCACGGGAAAAUCGAUAAAUCGAAUAAUAGACUGAUCAUUUCAAGCAAUAAAAAUUAUUUAGUAACAAUUCUAAGAAUUGUAAAUACGAUUGCGUUAUAAUUGUAUUAUAUAUAUAUAAUGAAUAAUGUAAUGUUAAAUUAUUGUUGUCGAGUGCCUAGAUGCAAAAUAUCACGAAGUUAUAUAUAGCUGGCGUCCGAUAUAUUGUAAUCGUUUCUUUGAAAUGCAUAGCGCUGCGAAUCGGAAAUCCAUUCGGAACGCAAGUUCAAUUGUUGCCGACGGUGGAGUAGCUCAAACAAUAUAUUAUUAAUCAAGUAAUCAAAUCCUAGCUAAUCAAAAAUCGUAUAUAUAUAUAAACAAAUUCUACUAUAGUCGAUGAUGAACUAUACCUUCUUGUGUAAAUACAAAAGUUUUAAAACGAUUCAAAUUAUGAAAUGCCAAUAUAACAUGGUAACCAUCUGAUUACUUUUAAACGCGAGAUUUUAACGUAUAAUAUAUAAUUGAUGAUGAUGAUAAAAGCAGAAUACUUUGAAAAAUAUCAAGUCAUCAAAGAAUUAAUAAAAAGAUUUAUUUUGUCUAAUAGUUCAUAAUGAAUUUGCGAUUGAUUUUUACACUGCUAAUUUCUUAUAUGAAAUUAUUGGUCGACCGGAGUUCGAUAAUUUGUUGUGAGGUAUUUUUUUAGACAACUUUGAAUGCACCCUUUUUAUUCUUUUUUUGAUACUUGUAUUUAGUUGCUUCAGAAACUAUAAACAUAUCAUACAUUUUUAAAUCAUCUCGCAUCAUUAUAUAAUGAAAUGAAUUAUUCAAAAUAAACUGUAACAAAAUAAAACGAUUUCUAAACGGUCUAUCCUUUUCUGCCUGUAUACUGUGGUCCAUUAAGUAACAAAGAAUUUAAAAUAAUGCCACGUACGCGAGUGUAGAGUACAGUAUACAACACGUAUUUAAUGCAGACAAUUUAAAGAGACUAUUGAACUAAAUGUCGAACAAAAUAUAGGAAAACAAAACGCGCGUUUAAUCGUAGAUAGCGAGCGACAAUUCAAAAGUGGGAGUGCGAUUAUUCUCUUCUAGCGAAAAGAUAUACGAAAAUAAUAAAGGAUUUAUCGAGAGGCGAAUGUACACAUUAUAUAUACUUAAUGAAUGUGAUAGUUAGUUUUAUGAUAGAAGCGUCAUUAGGAUCCUUUAAAAAAAGCUUUAUCGAACGUUAUAACGAUUUAGCAAAAAAUUAAAUUAUGUAUAUCUAUAAAGAAAUCUUAUCGAAAUACCAAAGUAUAAGCGUGUAAAUAAUCAAAGACAUUUAUUUUAAUUCUAUGCGCUUUGUAACACGAGCUCAUUAUAACAGUUAUAAAUUAUUAAAAGAUUGCUAGCUCAUUGUUUUCGCAUUGUUGAAGUUAAAUGCCUUUUUGUCAGACUGCGAUGUUAUUCUGUAUCAAAAAUAAAGUUCAACGUCUUUCGCAUA
This is a messenger RNA of Nasonia vitripennis (jewel wasp), 7622 nucleotides long. RefSeq lists its product as uncharacterized. Lineage: Eukaryota; Metazoa; Arthropoda; Insecta; Hymenoptera; Pteromalidae. The record is from RefSeq and is a predicted model, not a curated record. Gene Ontology annotation, molecular function: protein binding. Bases 957 to 5963 code for a protein of 1668 amino acids. The transcript is spliced from 13 exons.